Molecule: messenger RNA, 750 nt
Organism: Protopolystoma xenopodis
Lineage: Eukaryota; Metazoa; Platyhelminthes; Monogenea; Polystomatidea; Polystomatidae
Source: the annotation of a GenBank genome assembly
AUGAUAGAAGAAGGCUCAGCCCGUUUUCACCCGAAACCAGGAAGGAGGUCCGGUGGACCGCGUCAACCUGAACGUCGUAUUAAAGCCAAACGGCUGCAGUACAAUAGGAUUCAUCCGUCCUCUUCUGACAGAGGCCCCAAGUUAAUUGUAUUUAAGGCAGUUUCUGGAACAGAUUUUUCGUUGUUCUGGUGCUUGGUCCUUACGAAACAUUGUAGAACCAUCCCGCACCAGCCCAAUCUACAGUCACCCGAAAGAGUCAUAGCGUCGAGCUGCAUCCAGGCCCCAUCGGCCGGACAGAGUGAGGGUAGCAAGUUGAUGCGGGAGAGUCAGAAGGGCAGACAACCGGACUCUUGGCAGGACGUGUGUGAGACGAGUUUUGACAAGAGGCUCUCAGGCAAAUUCGCAUGUUCCACAGGUCGAAGUUGGCGACCUACUCCGUCCCGGUCUAAUCACAGCCCUGAGCACGUCCACCUACAUGGUCGGCAGAACAGCAGAGGCAUGAGAACAGGCACUCAGAGGAAACACACCACAAGUUUGGCCAGCUUUCUGAAUGACCCGCAAGCAGGCUCGAUGACAGUUGCCGGCUGCAAAAAGCCUGUUGAACACUCUCUUGAUGCCCAGGCUAUAGCAACCAAUUUCGGGCAGGCAAUGCAGAAAGUCAAUCUUGCGAGUAUAUGUCACAUUUUGCCAGUUGCCAAAUCAGUUGAGGACCGAUUUGGCGGCUGCGUCUGUGGGAUAAAUCGGUUUUAA